UGUUUAAGCGGACCGAUGAGAGUUUGGAUACUCGCUCCUCUCAUGAACAUCACAUUAUAAAUCAUCUUUUAUUAGGUCCGAACUUUAUUUUGUUUUUAAAUCAAUUGUUGAGACGAUAUCGUGCGUCGCUGUGGAUCUCAUUCUUAAAUCGAUGUAUUUAUUUGAUGUUGCGGUUUGUGUCGAUGAUGAUCAACCGAGAAGCAGGUGCGUUUGAGGAAAAACAUUCGUCCUGCUUGUGAUCCUUUAUUCUGUCCCUGGAUCAGUCACUAUCGGAUUAUGUUUAAAUAUGUCAAUCAUCUCAAUUUUAAGAUGUAACUUUUAUAAUAACGCUGCUAUAACAAACUGAAGUGCUGCAGGAUCGAUGAUGGACUCUAUGGAGAGUUGGGCUUUAAACUGCGUCCGAUCAACGUGAUGGAUUCAUGAUCGGACAUCAAACACAAUAAAUGUCUCUGUGGAUUGUUGGAAUAUUGCGUGGCAUUUAUGGAAUUUGCUGUGAUCGAUUGAUUUUAAAGCGGAUCGGAUCGAUGUGAUCACAGUCUUCUCGGAGCUACAGUUUAUGAUUGUUAAAGAAGAUCACCUGUAGAUCACAGUACUGAAUCAUGCUGGCGUGUCUGCAGCAUCAGAAGUCACCCGUCCACCACCUGCCGGACAUCACAAAGAUCCUGGACACAUCUCUCCAUCACCAGAGUGAGCUCCGGUACCCGUCUGUAGCCGAACUAGACGCCUAUGCUCACAGGACGGCCGACAGCCCGCUAUCCAUCAAGAUCUUCCCGACCAACAUCAGAGUCCCGCAGCACAAACAAAUCAACAGAACCGUCAAUGGUUUGGAUACGGACGGUCAGCGGUUCGGCUUAUCUUCUCACCCAUUCUCCGCUGGGCAUCGAGGCUUGUUGGCUAUUGUAAAAACUCCUGCAGACAAUGGUGGGUUGAAAAGCUUGGAGGGUAAAAGAGGAAAACUGUCUCCCUUCCUAAUGGCUGUCGCCCCUUACGUGCCACCCAGCAACAUACACAGGCACAAGUCGUAUGAUGUAGACGUACCCGGCGCUCUCAAUACGGCGAUGUCCAACCAAAGCAUCGUUCAGCAUAAGAGCCGUCCAUCUAACUGCAGUCCAGCUUUCCUGGCGGCCACCGCCGCGUCCUGCUCAGAUUCUGGGUUUACGGUGUCUGGUUCAGCUCGGGUGUACGCCAGAGCCGUGCUGCCCACUCAGAGUGCAGACGGGCACGUGGAGGGUUUGGAUUAUUGGCAGCACAGAACGCAGCAUCGCUACACACACGGCACUUACGGCGCAAGCUCUCCAGAGGUCUGUGUCCCUAUCGCAUGUGCUCGGCUUUCCUACAGACCUCCUAGCUUUAGUAUGACAAAUGGUGUUCUGGAGAAGAUCCCAUCCUCCACGCUGAACUCAACCAUGGCACCUCCUUGGAAUGCCGUUCUAACCACACCAGAUACUGAGUCCUAUAGUCAGCAAGAGCAAAGCACCGGUUCAUCCAUGGACCUCCAUCCACACAUCCAUCGACGUCCUCAACCAUACCUGACGGAGCGGAGCGCGUGCCGUAGGUUUCCUGAUAAAAGCUCGUGUCAGGUGUCUCUCCUGAGCAGCAGUCUGAAAUCUCUGGAGUGUCUCAUCAGUGAGAUUCAUCCACCCUGUAUAAAGGAGCAAAUGCUGGGCCGAGGGUACGACACCACCACCAGUGUCACUCGACUUCUGGAUCAUCAGGACGCACACAUUCAUCUGCCCGUGUUGAGAUAGGACACUAGGAGAUUCAGUGGACAUUGAGUAAAUGUUUAUGGGUUAUAGUGAAGGUCGUAUAUCACUGAUUGACUUACUGGAUCAUUUUCAAUCAUUUUACCAAGUGUUUAUCAAGCUUCAGUAGUUUGUUAGAUGAGCAGUAAUGGUUUGUUAAGAUCCAGACACAAAAGUGAGGUUUCCCGGACAGGGCUUAUCCAAGUCUAAAAUGCAUGUUUGAGCUGCCAAAAUUUAACCCCUUAACUGCACUGUCCCGUGAGCAGGACACCUAAGUUGACUUUAAAAGUACAUUUUAAUCUAUCAUGAUAAACGUUUUCAUAUUUCAAAACCUUUUAGCAGUAAUAAUAAUGCAGUGACAGUCAUUUAUUAAUUUGUGACCAGAGUAUGCAGCAAACCAUUGACACCUAGUGGCCGUUGUUGGUAAAAACACUAAAACACUAAGAAUGUAACAGAAAUUGUAUUUUUUGUUACAAUUUUAUGUAUAAAAUAUACAUAUUUAUAAAUAUACAUAUUUUAUAUAACUAAGGCCUAGUCCUGGAAUAAUCUGAACCCUGUCUGGGAAACCACCCCAUAAAGUUUAACUCUUCAGCAGACAAACAUGAAGCUUUUACACUGUAGCCCUAUAGAGGAAAAAUAUAUGAUAAAUAUGUUGAAUAUGAAUUUCAUCAGAUUUUCUGCUGAUUUCAUGUAAACGUUGUUCAGUCAGGGUUGGGUAUCGUAAGAAAUUUCGGUUCUACGUUUCCUGUUUCUGAUUCUAUUUUACCGAAAGAAAUAUGAAAAAUAAUGCACAAUACUAAUAUUAAUCACUAUCAAAAUAUUGUAAACAGAGCAUUUAAAUUCAUAUUAUUUGAAUUUUGUUGCGUGACUGUAAACAGCAGCUCAACGUAAUUAAUAUUCAUGAAGUUAACAUGGCAUUUAAAAGUGACCGUUCCCAGUGCUUUGCCCCCUAUGCAUUAUAUCGGAACCGCUUUUAGAACCAAAACUUAAUAAUUCUUGCUUCCGGUUCCCAACCCUAGUCCUGAAACACUGAACACACUGAAAAAUUUCAAUGGAUCACAAGAAAAAAACAAGACUACAAGCACAAAACUCUUGCAUUAUGUUAGUUUACAGACAUCAUCAGAGAGAAGAUUCACUUCAGAUUAAGACCUGAUGGAUUUCAUCAUCAUCAUCAUCAUCACUGUUGAUCUACGGCUGUUAGUGAAGAAACUUUUCUCUAUUUUACAAACUUCAGAUUACAAUAAUCCUAUAAAACACUCUUUAAUCUCAUCUGAGGUUUAUUUCUGGCAUGGAAUUGUGAAAUUAAAGCAAAUGAACUUGAUAUUUUAAGUGAUAAUUUCUAUAAGUAGCUUCACAAAUAAGGAUGAAGUUUGUUUAUAUUUACUGUAAUGGGUCCAGUUUGGAUCUUUACUUCUGAAGCUGUCAGAGAUGUUAUUGAGACUCAGGAUUUGCUUCAUCAACACAGAUUUUAUAUAAACGGAUACCCUCAGUAUUUUAUUAAUGUGUGUCUUAUUUAUUGAGAUUUGGAUUGUUAAUGCUAAACAUUUCUUUUUGUUUGUUUAUUUAUUUUGGGAAAUUGCAUAUGAAUGAGAUGUUAUGGGCUCGAUGUUUUAAAAGUGCAAUUACUCUGAUCAGAAAGAAAGCCCGAAACAUCUUUAAAUUCAUUGACAUCUAUCAAUGCGAUUGU
Molecule: messenger RNA, 3429 nt
Organism: Paramisgurnus dabryanus
Lineage: Eukaryota; Metazoa; Chordata; Actinopteri; Cypriniformes; Cobitidae
Product: protein FAM222A
Source: RefSeq, a predicted model, not a curated record